This is a messenger RNA of Patiria miniata (bat star), 5644 nucleotides long. Its product is annotated as probable ATP-dependent RNA helicase DHX58. NCBI's taxonomy places the organism in Eukaryota, Metazoa, Echinodermata, Asteroidea, Valvatida, Asterinidae. The record is from RefSeq and is a predicted model, not a curated record. The transcript has 8 exons. Gene Ontology annotation, biological process: regulation of apoptotic process. Gene Ontology annotation, cellular component: cytoplasm. Gene Ontology annotation, molecular function: DNA binding; ATP binding; protein binding. The coding region runs from base 439 to 3600 and encodes 1053 amino acids.
CAGCACAAUUCGGGUUUUCUCCAGACUGGUUCCCGCCCCCACAUUUGAAGUGCGAAGUACAAUGGAGGGACAGGGAACCAGUCGUGAUUUUCUAGAUUAUUUGUAUUGAUUUAUGGUUGUUGACUUCCGGCUUCCGGCCAUUAUUUGAGUUACAUAUUACUCUUAUAACCGACGAUCUAGAUCACUUGUGGUCAAUUUCCCUCCAUGUACUGAAUAAUAUUGAACAUACCACUGAUGAUCUUAUCUGAAAUUUCAAAUUAAUAACUUCAUGGAACGGUUCCAUCUUGGCUUGUAGAGAGAAGGAAAGUUUGAUCUUUACUGAUGAACCUUUCUGGUUUUGCAUCCACAUGACUUAACUUCAUAAGUCAUAACUUGUGGUGAAAGAUCCCUCACAAUUAUGCUUCUGAAAGGAAAAAACGCACUUUUUUAGAAUCAGUCAUGGCUGCCAUUAGUGAUGACGCUGUGGGUAUAUCACCUUACCGUUCAGCCGUUAAUGAAAUAAUCCAAAAUUUGGUAAAAAAGGAAGUCAAACGUAUCAAACUCCUAUGCAAGGAUUUUUUGUCGAAAUCGCUUAGAGAGACUGGAGAUGCUUGUGAUAUUAUAGAGGGUCUUGAAACCAAAGGGGUUCUUUCCGACAAAAACUACAAGCUUUUGCUAUCGAUUCUCACCGAAAUUCAAAGAGAGGACUUGAAGAAGAAGUUUCUACUGAAAGUAAACCGUGGAGCUGGUCAAUCUCCUGAACAGAACUUACAUCGAGUUGGCAAUCCACUGCCGACCUUUGACCCUGUCCAUCAGCUAGAAACUCUCAAGCCUCCAGGUCAUUUUGCUCCUAUUUCCCCACAAGUGAUACGGGAGGGUCGUAAGACUCUAAGCAGUAUUUCUGGUGGGCCAUCUCCUUCUGGUGGGCAAUCUCCUGCUGGCCAAAGUAACACCAAGAGAAGAACCUACAGUGUUGAUGGUUCUCCUAUCUCAACUUCUGGAGUUGGUCAGUCAACGCAGCAGAGGUCAUUUGCAAGAUCAUCCAGCCUUCAGAAUGAGCCCUCUAGGCAAUCCUCGCACGAGGCUGCUUAUCCCAAAGUCCGGGCAUCUUCAGUUCAUGGAGAAAGGUCUGCUGGGUCUGCUCACUUUUCAAGUCCAGGAUCUGGCUUUGAAAGUGCCAAGAAGGAAAAUUCUGGUAAUUCGGUCCAGGGAAGCAGUGUCGACAGGAUGAUUGGGGACAUGUCUCUGCAGGAGUCAGACCAAUCGAUGGAAGCAAGUAAAAGUCCUGGAUUUCCAUACGAUGGUGACAUCAAGAAUCAUUCACCUGUGCAAGUGGGACAAAGAGGUUCAGCAACUCCAUCCAGAGUGACCCCAGGGACAGAUGCCCACAGCAGAAGCCGUCCACUUGGGAUGUCAUCUUCGCAUCAGGAUCUGGGAUCAACAACUCGGCCUUUAUUGAAUCGAUCCCCAAACAGAAAUGAUCCACUGAGUGAGAGCAGACAACCGAUUUGGGUUUCUAUUCCACACCAAGGUCAGGCCUCAACAAUUUGGCCUACGUUGGAUCUGUCGUCAGAUUCCUUCAAUGAUGCAGAAAGGGUGAGUGUAGCAAGAAAUCCAUGUGGCUCAUCCUCCCCGCAGCAGGGUCAGCAGUCAGCAUCUAGUCCUUCGGUAGAUGUGUCUGAUGGCAUUAAUCGUCAACCUAGGGCUACUGAUCGAAGACAACCUGAUCAGAGAGAUUACCAGAGAGAAGUGGCUGAGAUGCCUCUUCAGGGUUUCCAAAAUCACAUUAUCUGCGCUCCGACAGGCAUUGGGAAGACCCUGACAGCAGCAUACAUAUGCUACCAGUACUGGGCCUGGAUUGAGGACCAUGUUCCACACAAGCACUUCAAGGCUCUUUUCAUUAACAACAUGCGUCAUCUGACAGUGCAACAGAAGAAUGCAUUUCGGUGGUACUUCCCCAACAAGCAGGAUGUGCAGACCAUUGGAGAGCAGCAGUCAUUUGAAGAAGCUCUGAAGCUUGACGAUGCCAAGCCUGCAGUUCUGAUGUUGACAGCACAGAUCCUCCUCAAUGCCCUGAAGUCCAACAAAAUUGAUAUCAAAGAUUUGGACAUGCUCAUCUUUGAUGAGUGUCAUCAUACUGAUCUAAAACAUCCAUACAACGAGAUCAUGAAGACGUACCUGAAACAGAAGCAGAGGCUCCCGAGUCCGCAGGGAGUUGGAGUCUCUGGACCGCGCCUUCCUUUUAUUAUUGGUCUGAGUGCUUCUCUGGGUGUUGGGAGUGAGGCACUCAGUCAGCUCCUGACACUAUGUGGUAACAUGGAUUCUAAAGGGGUUGUAUGGAUUCUUAGGAAUACGACAGAGUUGACUCUACAUGGUAAUAGCCCGGAGGAGGAUGAAAUAGAAAGUGUCGCUACUAGAGCACCCAAUGAUAAGCAGUUUGCAGAUCUGCUGCAGGCUCUGAUGGCCCAAAUAGAGGAUCUGCUCCCAGACAUGGAAGAGCAUAUCUUGCCUCCCCGCGGCUGCCAGCUCUAUGAAGCUGAAGUUAUGAGACGUCUUACAGAUGCCCAGAAGUUGGGAAAUCGCACCACUGCCAUCGUAUGCACGUACCUGUACGAAUAUAAUCGUACCAUGAUGCUCUAUGAUGACCUUAGGGUCACUGAUGGCCUUGAUCAUUUGGAGAAGUUCCACGACCGUUCGAGAAGUUGGACUGCCCAUGAAAUGCAAGUCCCUGUCGAGCAGCACUGUCACAAGCUCUUUGAUUUAAACCUUGCAGAGAUGAAAAGACGUGGUCUAGCAGAGGACAAAAACAGCAAUGAGAAGCUAGGAAAACUUACAUUACUGCUAUACGGCAUCUUCAAAGAGAAACCGGAUUCAAAAGGAAUUGUUCUGCUGAGAAUGAAGGAAGCUACGACAGCCGUGGCCGACUUCAUCAAAGAGUCCACACUCCUGAGAGCACUACCUUGCAGAGUAGUCCCGCAGCGGUUAGUUGGACAGGGAGACAUAGAAGAUGGAUGUUUGACAGAAGCUCAACAGAAGGCAGUCGUUGAGAGUUUCAAACGAGAGGAUGGAUGCAAUGUUCUCGUAGCCACUGACAUUGCCCAAGAAGAGCUGGACAUGCCAGCCUGUAACUUUGUCAUCCGCUACAACUUUGUCAGCAAUGAGAUUGGCACGGUGCAGUCCAAGGGAAGAGCCAGGGCAAAGGGCAGCAAGUGCUUCCUGAUUGUUGAAAGUGGAUCACUGAAUGAAAAGAGAGAAUACCUCAACCGUAAUGAAGUUCAGAAGAUGAAGCAGGUCAUGGAAGAACUGGAGGCGAUGACUGAGAAUCAGCGACUCGACAGGAUCAAAGAGAGACAAAAUGAGAUAUUGAAGAAGAUACAGAUAACAGAGAAAGAGGCAGAACAUCAGCAGUACAUGAACAGCCUCCACAAAAUUACCAUACACUGCAAGAAGUGCUCUGCUCUCGUCUGCAAGGCGUCUGAGCUCAGACAAAGGGGUGAUGCUGGUCACGUGACCUGUACCAGUCCAGAGUUUAAGAAAUGGGUGAAGGAGGUUAGAUACAGCGGACCGCAGCGUAACCGAGACAGCGAGAUGGUUGGUCUUUUCACUGUCACAACCAGUUAGGCACCAUGCAGAAAUCCCUGACUCUGCACUCAACCCACGGAUACGACCUGAAUGCUCAGAGCAUCAAGGUCCAUCAUGAGAUGGGCGGUGUCACAACUCCCGAAGUGUGGAAGGAGGCAGGCUUUCAGGUUUUGCAAGGUUAAGGGUGAUGCUAUUUCAGAGCCGUGCCAAACCAAAUUAUUGCAGGAUAUAAGACAUAGUUUAGGUAUGUGAAAACUUGGGCCUAUAGGACCUAGUUAUAAAGGUGUUCAACUGCAAUAAGUUUACUUAAACAACUUGAAGUUAGAGAUGAAAAUCAUUUAAGAGAUAAGCUACAUAAAAUACAAUUUUUGCCCAAAAAAACAAGUGUAACUUAUAUUUUUUUGCUACUUAAAUUUUUAAUUGAUAGUUUAUCUGUCAAAUAGUUUUAAACUUUGCUGCAUCAUGACGGAUGUACAUUGCUUUUUACUUCUUUCUGAAUCGUUCUACGUUGAGCAUGGGUUUUAACUCUGAAUCAAAUGUUAUAUUUGGUGACUUUUUUUGUCUGUGACUUGAUGUCAGUGUUGUUUUAAUGUCCAUUACAGCAAAUUUACUUGCCUUUAAUUUCUUUUACCACUUUUUUCAUCCUAUGUGCAAUUUCUAUGCUUAAUAAAGCACAUGUAGGCCUAUAAAUGUUUUUUUUCAUAUUUACUCGGCCACUGAAAUCAUGGACCGACAAAUUUCGGAAUGCUUGUUUGCCAAAUAGAGCUUUAUUCUUCAUGAAAAAAAAUAUUAAGGUUUUAGUAUUUUAAACGAAAUUUUAAAAUGUUAGCAUGUUACGAUUGAUGUAAAUUGCAUUUGAAAGUGUGAAAUAUUCAUGUAUAAUCAUGCAGAACAAGUGUGAAGUUACCAGUGGAACAAGAUUUUGGGCGGGGUUUGCACAUACUCUACCGAUUUGAUCUCAUUCUAACAUUACAAAGCAUGUCCCUUCCACUUAUAACAGACGCAAACUGCAAAAGUGACACACAAUCUAGUGAAGCUACCUUGUUUAUCUAACAGUGAUAGCAUGAUAAAAGACGAGUUAUAAUAACUCAUAAUAGUACUAAUGCUCUGAGGGGGAAAAAACAACAAAAAGCAAGAUUUGUUAAUUAAGACGCAAGUUGCCAAACACUGAAAAUGAGCUAUCAACUUGCUGCAAAACUUUCAGUAGCCUAAUUAAUAAAAAUUAUGCUCAAAACGUACAGAGCAACUAACCACUUUGCUUUAAAUUGAAAAAAAAAUCCAUUGCUUUGUGUACUGUUAACUUAAGAUUCUUCAUAAUAAUGUAGGAUAGUGAAAUUUAAACUAAAAAUGUGGAGUGAUAGGGCUGUGCGGAACUUUUUUUGUUUUUCGUUUUUAAUUUGGUGAAACUUUUUGUACCGCAGUAUUUCUGUGUUAUGGUCGACUUCCAAGUGUACAUACAUAUUGUAAUUAGAUGUAAAUAUAACUGCUAAAUUCCAAAAUAUUUUUCAAAGUUCUAUGCAAAAAUGGUUUCGUGAACGUGAUUUUGGUCCAACCUUAUCCGUAACGACUAUGUUAUAUAAUAUUUUGUUUGCCCAUUUUCCUAGCAAAGAAUGGAAUAUUAUGUUCAUGUAGACUGCAUAUAUAUAUAUAUAUAUAUAUAUAUAUAUAUAUAUAUAUAUAUAUAUGCAAUAAAUUCAGAAUAUUCUCUUUCUGAACAGACUGUUUCGUACCAUAAGGCACUCAUCAGCAGAAUGACGAAAAAUAUAUAUAUAUUGUGUUUGCCCAACAGUAUAUUCCUAGCCAAGAAGGGAAUGUAGACCCUGUAUAUAUUACAUAAGUGUUAAUAUUUUGUGUUUGUCAAACAGUAUGUUCCUGGCAAAAAAAUGGAAUAUGUUCAUGAAUAUACAGCAUUAUAAUAUUUUGAGUUUGCGAGUCUUCCGGAGGUUUCUGGUUCAAAUCCCGCUCGAGUCAACAUCUUGUUCGACCUGAAGUUGCAACACUUAUACUUUAAAAUAUGUACUAUGAAUUAAUUGUACUUAUUUUGGAUAUUAAAUUGCGAAUAGAUUUUGAUUCAUACUUCAAA